This is a messenger RNA of Drosophila novamexicana, 722 nucleotides long. RefSeq lists its product as uncharacterized. Lineage: Eukaryota; Metazoa; Arthropoda; Insecta; Diptera; Drosophilidae. The transcript has 3 exons. The record is from RefSeq and is a predicted model, not a curated record. Bases 23 to 586 code for a protein of 187 amino acids.
CCAUAGUCAAACGUUAUCGGAAAUGUAUACGGGUCUGCUGCUUUCGCUCUCCGUGGCAUGGAUAUUGCUUCCGCUGCUCGUAGAUGGCCACAAUGAAUGGUAUGACAGGAUCUACGAACCAUUAUCGGUAGAAUUCAGAACGUCGGAUCCAUCGAAAUUGGAGGCUGAGCCAAGGAUUGGAUAUAUAAGACGAAAGGGCACUACUUUUAUGGGCAAAAUGAUAGUAAAAGUCGAUAUGGACGAUACGCUUAUGGUGGAGGCAACAUCUUACCGCAGCGUAAACGGGAAAGAUUACACGCUUUUGCCCUUCGAAAUUCCGAAGCAGGGAUUUAAAAGCUUUGCCGAAACCUUUUACAAGGACAAUGUCUACAAGGAGCUGAAGCAGUGCUCGAAUAUACCCGAACCCGAGAAAGCAUACCCCUGGCCCAAAGGCACCUACAUUUUCGAUAAGUGCAUUCCGACUGGCGAUGGAUGGCCCAAACCUCUAAGCCCGGCCUACUACAAGAUCAACUUCAACAUCACCGGACAGGUCGAGGCUGACUUAUCAGUUAUUAUAGUGCUGAGAGAUAUGGAUGGUAGAUUGUAAGCCCAAAGACAACCGACGAGUCAUGGCAUAAAAAAAAACAAUAUUGAGUACUUCUUUAUGAACAGUAAUCAAAAGAAUUAGGUUAGUUUUAACAGUAUAUAUCCGUAUCUAUUCGAGUGGUUCCAAGAAAACAUAA